Oreochromis niloticus (Nile tilapia) is the source of this 9036-nucleotide messenger RNA. It is a transcript of the gene mast1a, whose product is annotated as microtubule associated serine/threonine kinase 1a. Gene Ontology annotation, molecular function: protein serine/threonine kinase activity; ATP binding; protein binding. The record is from RefSeq and is a predicted model, not a curated record. Gene Ontology annotation, biological process: peptidyl-serine phosphorylation; cytoskeleton organization; intracellular signal transduction. Bases 1090 to 6222 code for a protein of 1710 amino acids. The transcript is spliced from 27 exons. Lineage: Eukaryota; Metazoa; Chordata; Actinopteri; Cichliformes; Cichlidae.
GUGGCUGGAGCCGAGGAUGGAGCAAAGACUGUGAAGCAAACACAAAUCAUUUCUUCACAGGAAAAGCAGUGCUACACCCGAGAAGAACAGAGUAAACACAUCGAAUACCCGAAGACGGACAAAUCUGUGUCCUAGAGGACGAAAACGAGAAGCGAUCAACCUGGUUUCGAUGCCGCUGUGUUUGCAUGUUUCACCAGAUGGACGGGUAGAGGCGCUUCUCAUUCAUCGUGCCUUUUCUCCUUUCUUUUCUUUGUGGGGUUUUUUUUUAAUGCACAUAUUCCCUGACGUGGAUGUGUGAUAAGAUCGAGAUCUGUGGUAGUGAUGUGCAGUAUGCAUGCAGUGAACUCUGUGUACCUGCACGCAGCACAUAGAUGUAUGUGGCUUGGCUGCUUGAGGACUUCUUUACUGGGUUUUUAAACCAACGGAGGAUCAUCGCGACAGAAGCAUCUAAAAUGGUGAUCUAAUUUAAUUUUAGUGAAAAUGUUUUUUGUCUUGGGCCGUGGAUCACCGGCUGUUCGGGAGUGAAGAUGGGCGCAAACUUUGUUUUAUCUAAUCUUCGCCUCGAUAAGCCUCGGUGUGACAGUCUGAGGGGUUUCUUCUCUAUCUCCCAGCUGGACUUAAGUUCAUGCGGAGCACGCUGAUCCCACCGUGAAGCCUCUUGCUUAUUCAGCACUUCGCAGAGGAGCCUAGUCAGUACUCUCUGUCAGUCUCAGCCAGCAUGGGAUGUCGGCUGGGGUCGAGCACAGGAGCGGCACUUUUUAUAUUUUGGUCAAACCCCGGUGUAGUUUUUUGCUUGUAGCACGUGACGGUAAACGUAUAUGCGUAUUUAUAUAUAGGAUUUAUGGUAUUUCUCAUACUGACCUUAACAGGGCCGCCUAAUCUCCGGAACAUCAUCUGCUUUUCUCUGAAAAGUGAUGUUGACACCUACCGACACUCCGUCGGGCGUUUCGGCUUAUUAGCGUUCAAUUAUCACGUCUUGCUGGCUCGCUGAAAGCCACGCGAGAGUGGACCCUCUUCUCGCCCCGUCACCUGGAGACCAGGGAGCCACGAGACCAACCGACAGGUGUGACACCCCCUCCGACACGCGCUAUGGAUGAUUCAGGGAUCAUCCGAAGACGGAGGCUGCAGAAGGAUCUACCUCUGCCCCGAAAAAGUAGUGGUUGCAGAACCAGUAACCGGAAAAGCCUCAUCCUGACCAGUACCUCCCCCACCCUGCCACGGCCGCACUCACCACUGCCCGGACACAUAGGAAGCAGUCCGUUGGACAGCCCGCGCAACUUCUCACCAAGCGGACCUGCCCACUUCUCCUUUGCCUCUUCUCGAAGGGCCGAUGGUCGCAGAUGGUCUUUGGCUUCUUUGCCUUCCUCAGGAUAUGGCACCAACACACCCAGCUCAACGUCAUCCAGUUCAUCCCAGGAGCGUCUGCACCAGCUGCCCUUCCAGCCAACCAUGGAUGAGCUGCACUUCCUGUCCAAGCACUUUGGCAGCACAGAGAGCAUCACAGACGACGACGGCGGGCGCCGCUCGCCGCACGUCCGUCCUCGCUCCCGAAGCCUCAGCCCGGGGCGCUCACCAUCCUGCUAUGACAAUGAAAUAGUGAUGAUGAACCAUGUCUACAAGGAGCGCUUCCCCAAGGCCACAGCUCAGAUGGAAGAGAGGCUGGCAGACUUCAUCCAGAACUACUCCCCAGAGAGUGUUCUGCCACUGGCCGACGGGGUUCUCAGCUUCAUCCACCACCAGAUAACCGAGCUGGCCAGAGACUGCCUGACCAAAUCACGCGAGGGCGUCAUCACCAGCGUUUACUUCUGUGAACUGCAGGAGAAUCUGGAGAAGAUGCUGCACGACGCCUACAAGCGCUCGGAGAGCUCGGAGCUCACCUUCGUCAUCGAGCUUGUCAAAAAGCUCUUCAUCAUCAUAUCUCGCCCUGCCAGGCUGCUGGAGUGCUUGGAGUUCAACCCAGAAGAGUUUUAUCAUUUACUCGAAGCAGCAGAGGACCACGCCAAGGAGGGACAGCUGAUGAAGGCAGACAUCCCUCGAUAUAUUAUCAGUCAGUUGGGACUGACCAGGGAUCCACUGGAGGAAAUCGUGGGCUUUGACAGCUACGACAGUGAGGGUCCGCACACUCCAGAGACCGAUGACUCAGCAGAGGGAAAAGGGAGAGCCAUCAAGCCACCAACUGAGGAAGACUUUCAGACCAUAAAACUGAUCAGCAAUGGAGCUUAUGGCGCCGUCUACCUGGUGCGCCACAGGGAGACACGUCAGCGUUUCGCCAUGAAGAAGAUCAACAAGCAGAAUCUGAUCCUGAGGAACCAGAUCCAGCAGGCGUUUGUGGAGAGGGACAUACUCACAUUUGCGGAGAACCCCUUCGUCGUCUCCAUGUUCUGCUCCUUCGAAACGCGACGACACCUCUGCAUGGUCAUGGAGUACGUUGAAGGUGGGGACUGUGCCACUUUGCUGAAGAACAUCGGGGCUCUGCCUGUUGAGCUUGCGAGGAUGUACUUUGCUGAAACUGUAUUAGCCCUGGAGUAUCUGCACAACUAUGGGAUCGUCCACAGAGACCUCAAACCCGACAAUCUCCUGAUUACUUCCAUGGGCCACAUUAAGCUGACUGACUUUGGCUUGUCGAAGAUGGGCCUAAUGAGCCUCACCACCAACCUGUAUGAGGGUCACAUUGAGAAAGAUGCCAGGGAGUUUCUGGACAAGCAGGUCUGCGGUACUCCAGAGUACAUCGCUCCAGAAGUGAUUCUCCGCCAAGGCUACGGGAAGCCGGUGGACUGGUGGGCCAUGGGGAUCAUCCUCUAUGAGUUCUUAGUGGGUUGUGUGCCUUUCUUUGGAGACACUCCUGAGGAGCUGUUUGGACAGGUCAUCACAGAUGACAUAGUUUGGCCAGAUGGUGAUGAAGCCCUCCCUGCAGAUGCCCAGUCCCUCAUCUCUGCCCUGUUACAGACCAACCCUCUUGUGAGGCUCGGUACAGGGGGUGCAUUUGAGGUAAAGCAGCACUCCUUCUUCAGUGAGCUGGACUGGAACAGUUUGCUGAGACAGAAGGCAGAGUUCAUCCCUCACCUGGAGUCAGAGGAGGACACAAGCUACUUUGAUACUCGCUCCGAUCGUUAUCACCACAUCAAUACGUACGACGAAGAUGACACCAAUGACGAUGAGCCAGUGGAGAUCAGACAGUUCUCAUCCUGCUCUCCUCGCUUCAGCAAGGUGUACAGCAGCAUGGAGCAUCUUUCUCAGCUGGAGCAGAAAGCUACGAGCUCCGUGUCCCGUCGGGAGCACAAGGGCCCACGGGAGGACAAGGUAACGAAGAGAGAGAGCCUGGGCAGCUUCAGCAUGAGGGACAAGAGCUGGAGGACUGGAUCCCCUGAGAUGAAGCGCCUGUCCUGUUCAGAGUCCCUGUACACAGAAGGCGAUGCGAGCCCUCCUCUUGGUGCCCGACGACGCUUCUCAGCUCUGAUGGACACGCAUCGUUUUGCCUCACCUCUAGAGGGCGAGUCCGAAUUCCUGUCCCGCCAGAACUACAUGAAGGUCCGUGGCACUUCGUUGGACGGGACUACUGUCCCAUCACCGAGCCUGCUGGAGCAAAGGAACAGUCUGAAGGAGAUCAAUGGGGCAGACAAAUCUCCAAGACCAGGAGAGACACCGGGCAUUACCACAGCCAUCACCACAUUAUCCCCGGGUCCUGCAGCAACCGGCCGGGAUGUGAUGACUCCUCUGUAUGACCCUCUGGGGCCCCGAGCAACAAAUGACUUGGUCCUCCGGAGGGCACGCCAUCAGCAUUUGUCUGGUGAGGGAGAGAAGCGAAACUCCAGAGCAGGCAACAAGGUCAUUAAAUCAGCCUCUGCCACGGCCCUGUCUGUUAUCAUACCAUCAGUGGAGCAGCAUGGCGGCUUCUCCCCGCUGGCCAGUCCCAUGUCGCCCCACUCUUUCUCCUCCAAUCCUUCGUCACGCGACUCUUCACCCAGCAGAGACUUUUUCCCAGCAGUCAGUGUGCUGCGCUCCCCCAUUACCAUCCACCGCUCCGGAAAGAAAUAUGGCUUUACUCUCAGAGCCAUCAGAGUCUACAUUGGAGACAGUGAUAUCUACAGCGUACAUCACAUUGUUUGGCAUGUGGAGGACGGUGGCCCCGCCCAGGAAGCUGGCCUUUGUGCUGGUGACCUCAUCACUCAUGUCAACGGGGAGCCCGUCCACGGUCUGGUCCACACUGAAGUAGUGGAGCUCAUCCUCAAGAGUGGCAACAAGGUGACGGUGACAACCACACCUUUUGAGAACACCUCCAUUAAAGUGGGCCCUGCUCGCAAGGCCAGCUACAAGUGCAAGAUGGCCCGGCGAAACAAGAGGACGAUGGGCAAAGACAGCCAGGACAAUAAGAAGCGUAGCUCCUUGUUCCGCAAGAUCACAAAACAGUCCAAUCUCCUGCACACCAGCCGCAGCUUGUCCUCCCUGAAUCGCUCUCUGUCCUCCAGUGAGAGUCUUCCUGGCUCCCCAACUCACAGCCUGUCUGCACGGUCUCCAACUCAGGGCUAUCGCUCCACCCCUGAGCCCUCAUAUUUGGGUGCGUCCUCUCAGAGCAGCUCUGCAGCAUCCAGCACUCCAAACUCCCCGGCUCCCUCGCAGCACAUGAGACCCAGCUCACUGCACGGCCUCUCCCCGAAACUCCACCGCCAGUAUCGGUCUGCCCGUUGUAAGUCUGCCGGUAAUAUUCCACUGUCCCCGCUGGCUCACACGCCCUCCCCCACCCAGUCUUCACCUCCACCUUUACCAGGUCACACUGUAGGGAGCUCCAACACAACCCAGUCUUUCCCUGCCAAGCUCCACUCUUCCCCGCCGGUGGUACGUCCCAGGCCCAAGAGCGCCGAGCCUCCGCGAUCACCUCUCCUCAAACGUGUGCAGUCAGCAGAGAAGCUAGGCUCGCCUCUAACCCAGUCAAGCUCUACAGGAGGGUUGGGGGGUCCACUGAGGAAACACAGCCUCGAGGUGCAGCACUCUGAGUACCGCAAGGACGCCUUCCUCUGCGAGCUUGGGCUCCAGAGCCUGCUGGAGACAGAAGGGGAAAAUUUGCCUCCUAAUCCUCCCCCUCUACCCUCAUCCUCAACUUCCCCAGAGACCGGUGUGCUGAAGCCAGCGAGGAGACUAGGGAGACAGGAGUCACCACUGAGCAGGGAAACACUACUGGCUGGAAGGGAGAGGGAAGAGAAAGAGAGAGGACCGGAGAGGGAGAAGGAGGCUGGGACAGGAUCGCACUCAUCCUUAGGAAGAAAACCUCAUGCAAGUGAGCAGCCUUUGAACUCACAAAGCUCCGUACUAAGUGCAGGAACUACUAAAGCUAUAACCCCUAGCACGCCUACCAAAACAACAGGGGGUUUAGGCGCUCACAAGGGGCCUGAGAAGCUCACCCAGAGUCAGGCGGACAUCCCUCCAAAACAGCUAGACUCCAAGAUAGCCAAAAGUCUGUUUUCUAAUAGUAAACAUCCACAGGAGCAGCAGCUAGGGGGCAGACCUGAAUCAAAGCAGGAAGGAGACAACAAGAGCAGGUGUGGUCUUCCUGGAGCUGCCUACAGCAAAAGCUCUGCUUCUGCUCCAGAUAAGUCCGCUGGCAUCAACACAACAGUGACAGGAGGUCCUCUGAGCAAAACCUUUAAACCAUCAGGAGUGGGAGACGCCCUGAGAAAGUUGGGGACUGACAGCGUUGACACAAGGACACCAGACCUCAGCUCCAAAAGCCCCAAGCUACCAGCUCGGGUCCUCGCUCCUGUCGUUCCCCCGCAUGGGCAGGCGCUGUCACUGGCCAAAGUGAGGCAGGGACUCGGGGCUGUCAACUGCUACCGGGGAUCACUCGACUGGGAGGACAAAUGUCGUCUGGAGGUGGUGGAGGAGCACUCACCCUCUCCUUCUCCCUCCCCAACCGCGGUAACCCCCUCCCUCUGUGGACCUUCCCUCUGUAAGUCACGGCCUGUCUCCCCUGGUGACAAGACAAGCUUCGUCAGCCAGCUGACCACUGUGGCCAAAAACGUCCUCGGGCCGAUCAAGCUCGGCUCUCAAGAGGGGGCCAAGAGCAAAGAGCAGCAGUCUAAAGCAGCAGAGGAAAAGCAGGGAGGCACAGUGGGAAAGUCUGACUCUCCAGCUGGAGGUCGAGUGGUUGUUGGGGCUGCAGUGGUGACCCAGAGUCCUGCUGCUUCACCGCUAGAGAAGGCAACAGGUAGCAGCCUGCCGAAAAUGUGACCUCAUGGAGUCCCUAAAUGGGACUUUAGUAAAAAGAAAAAGAAAAAAAAAGAAGAUGCCUUUUUUGGUAGAACAAUGCAACAGAAGACUAGCACUUAAAACCAAUGUACAUUCCAGUUUCAGAGUAUAAAAUGUUAUUUAUUGAUUCCAAUCACUGACUGAAUCUAACUUAAAACCAGGAGUAAAAGAUCUACUGUAAAGGUGCAUUAACUGUUGAUUUUCUAUUAUAAAUACUUUAAUAAGAGGACUCUAAAUGUAACGUGAAACACUUUAUCAGAUGUAUAUGUGUGGGUCUGUGUGAAUGCAUGUCACAUGGUUUGUACUGUACAUGUAUAAUAGGUACAAGAUGGUCAAAAAGUGCUUUACAGAUCAAAACAUGCUGAAUACUGUGAAUACCAAAUCCAGUCACUCUAUUUUUUCUUUCAGCCAGCCCUUUUUUUUGUUUGGUUUUUUUACUGCACGUCAACCAAAGCAGUGAAACAGUCAAAUCAAAGUUGACACAUCAAACAGUUACUGAGUAAGAAGAUAAUUGAGCUCUUUAUUCAUCAUCCAGCAGUUUACUUUCCUGAGUUAAACGGUCAGACGAAGCCAAAGCAGGCACUCUGUCAGCGGACGUCACAGCGAGCACAGUCUCGCAAUCUCUGUCGCAGGGGAUUUUGUGUGUGUGUGUGUGUGUGUUUGUGUGUGCAAGCGCAUGUGUGUUUAGCUACCCUGGGACAAUUUCUGGUGGUUCUUGAAGGCCACAGAGGAAAGCAAGAACGUCAGACCUCGGCGCUCGGCGCUUAUCUCUCCUUCACAGGAUGGGCUACCGCAGCCCUUUUCUUCACUCCAUCUCUGGCUGCUGCCACAUUCGCAAACACACACUCACACAUCGCCACAGGAAGUAGCCGUGUCAGCAGCUGAUUUUCAUGCAUUUAAAUCCAUACACCUGUGGUCACACGAAUUAGGACACAAGUGUGUUUAUGAGUGGAUUAAGAAGCGUGUGACCAUGUUUGUGUCUGUUCAAAGACUCGGCCGACUCAGCGAGGGUCAUGGCAUGGAAAUUCCCCUCAAAAUGAGCAGUCAGGAUCCAGUAACAGUUAAAGUAUUAUUGUAUUUUUUAAGCAGGAAGGAAAUCCUUCCCCAACAAAUUAAACCGGCACAGUGAAGGUUGCUUGGAAGACUAUAGCAUGUUAAGGCAUAGAAAAAUGUAUUAUGCACAUAUGCAGUGAACCCAUGUGUUGUUUUCAGUCAAAUCUGGAAAAGCAGGCAGUCAUGGAUGUAGCAUACUAUAAUCUACUUGUUAAAGGGCUCUAUAGCAAAAGUAGGGUUUGUGCAUACAUGGAAUAUCACAUCGAGCCUGUUCUCAUUAAACCAGGCUAUCUACAGUGUAAUCAGAAUGACUUUGUAUUUAGGUACUUACAAGUUAGCUUGUCCAGACUGAUUAAUAUAAUCCUCACAUUUUGCUGUGCAACAUACAGAUAAACAUGUUUGUCAGUGAUCUCAGCAGGAAUGCUGGGAAAUGUUCACAGGAGACACACACACACAAAAAGAUGUUCCUCUCUCAUUGGUCAUAGUCACUUUCUUGUAAUUCAUGGCUAUCCAGUGUACAUAAUCUUAUGCAAAUCCAUGUGUGAGAGUAGGUGGCUAAACAGAUUAAUCCAGAUGUGAUUGUUAAUUGUCACUUUCUGCCAGUGAUUUGAUUUAUUGUAGAUAUUCGAGGUUCUAAAAAUGUAAAAGGGAAACUGAUUCAGCCAACAACAGCAUGUAAAUCUGACACCAAGGCAGAAGUUCACGGACUGAAAUGUACUUUUACCUCCAAACCUCAAACAAGUGGUUCAGUCUGCACAACAUAUCUAGUGAAAGUUUGUCUCGGUCAUUUCCGACUGGGUGUUCAGUGUACAGUUUAACGAAGAGCAGCCGCUUGUUGCUUUACAUUGUUGUAUCUGCCUGGAAACCCGCAACAAUGAGCUUAAGACUGCAUAGAGCUACAAACCAGGAGGCUGAUCUCUGCUGUGUUGGCACUCUACAGUUUUUUCACAUAACCAUUCAUGAAUAUGAAAACAUAUCCCAUGCCUUACGUGCUUGGCAGGGAUUUCUUUUCCCAUUUGACACACUACUCUACUGCCCUCCAGUGGUUAGCAUUGAUAUCAAAUAUUUGAAAAAUCAUAAUCUAUUAGAGUGAGUGUUUCCUUGAUGAAGUGCAGAGCACUGAUUUGAUGGUUGUUGUUAGCCAUACGGUUACCAAAUAUGCAUUUACAGUUCUAAUGACAAAAUAUUUGCAGUAAUUAUAAAAUGAACACUUGAAACAUGAAUUAUUAAUUUUCCGUUGUGACUGUUAAUUAUAUCUUUGUGAAUAGUUACAUUUUUAAAUAUACUGUCUUAUAUUCACAGCAAGGAGUCCUUUUAUACCUUGAUGUAAUAAAGGAGUCAUCAGGUCAUCUCAAAUCACCCGAUUAAGAAAACAAACUGUAAACUCCUGCAGUUAUUGUAUCAAAAUUCAGGCCUUUUGCUGAUCAGUGGUGUCUAUAAUACAUGUUUUAAAAUGUCUUGUUCUUUUCGUGGUUGACAGAGAGAGUAGUAGAAAUGCACUUUAUUUGAAAGAAAAAAAAUCUUGAGUUGAUGAUAUUGUUUGUAAGUUACUAUCCUGUAUACAAUAUGGAUUCUACAAAUGAACACAAAAGUCUGAUAAGUAUAAAAACAUUCCACAUUUCUCUGUUCACUCGAAGUGUAUUUAGUUGUACCACUGCGGCAUUUUUGUUUGUGAUAGGUGUGAUCUAAAUGCAGACACCUGAAGUGCAGUACGUGGAAUAAAAUUCAGUUUUUGUUCCAAAA